Molecule: messenger RNA, 1431 nt
Organism: Hypomesus transpacificus
Lineage: Eukaryota; Metazoa; Chordata; Actinopteri; Osmeriformes; Osmeridae
Product: cyclin-O protein B
Exons: 3
Coding region: 58-1374 (438 amino acids)
Biological process (GO): regulation of cyclin-dependent protein serine/threonine kinase activity; mitotic cell cycle phase transition
Cellular component (GO): cyclin-dependent protein kinase holoenzyme complex; centrosome; cytoplasm
Molecular function (GO): cyclin-dependent protein serine/threonine kinase regulator activity
Source: RefSeq, a predicted model, not a curated record
ACUUGGGUAGGCAAUUUUUUUAUAGGCGACUAGACAGACUCAGUCCAAUAAGUGAAUAUGGUGACACUCAAGCACACUGGAGAAUGUUUAGGAGUAAUUUGCAGACGAAGGCUCAGGAAUACUGUCCCUGAAUCAGGCGUAGUGCAGGAAAAACAAACCUGCACACCGGUUCAGAAACCUCGGGCCGUGAGGUACCGAAAGCAGAAAAUCAUGACCAAACUCAGUGAUUCUGGUUUUGAGGAGGAUUUUCCCUUUGCGAGUCCAUCGCCUAUUCAGACACGCUUGCGUCAACCGGGCUCGGAGACAUCACGGAGUCUUCAUCGGCUGCUAUCAAAUUGGUAUCACAACUAUGGAGAGAUUGUUUACAACAUACAAAAAGACAACGAGAAGCAAUUUCAUCCCUUUAAGUGUUUGGAACGUCAACCCCAGGUGACAGCCGAGGCUCGGUGUAAACUGGUCAGUUGGCUCAUUCCUGUGCACUGGCAUUUCCGCUUGUCAUUCGAGUGCUCCUGUCUAGCGGUGAACAUCAUGGAUCGCUUCCUAGCCUCGACACCUGUGGCUGCGGACUGUUUUCAGCUACUGGGCGUCACCACACUCUUACUCGCAAGUAAACAGGUGGAGGUCUUCUCCCCAAGAAUCAGCCAGCUGCUCUCCCUGUGUUGCCAUGCCUUCUCCCGAGAGCAACUCUGUAACCUGGAGUGCCUCAUUCUGCUCCGCCUCAAUUUCCGUCUAGCCGCGCCCACUUUGGCUUUCUUCCUGGACCACUACACCAAUCACAGCUUGGCCGGACAGGAAGUGGGCGGGGACGUGGAGGACAGCAGGCUGCCUGUGGACGGAGGAGAGGAGGGAGGGCAGUUAAAGUCAGGUGCAGGCAGGUGCAGCAACCUGGCUCGCAGGGUGUGUGAGCUGAGUUUGGCGGACUAUGCCUUUAAUAAGUACCCUCCUUCCUUGACGGCUCUCUGUGCAGUGAGGCUGGCCAAUGAGCUUCUGGAGAAGGGACAGGAUCUUUCUGAACGCAUGGACCAAUCAGAGACUGAAGACAGGACAUGUGAUCCUGGAGAGAGCGAUCAGGGACAUUGCAUGGAUGAACGUGAUCAUACCUCUGUUGAUAAUGAUCAAACUUCGAUAUACGAGGAUCACACUUCAUCAGUGGGCGGUACUCAGUCAGUUACAGAACACAGCCCGUUACCGGGUAGCCCCGCCCUGAAUGACCUAACCCUGGAACACACCCCGUUACCGGUUAGCCCCGCCCUGAAUGACCUAACCCUGGGUUUGGAGGACAACACCCAAGGCCUUGCCCUGGAAUGCAGAGAUAACUUGAAACUGUUAGUGUCCCUGAACAAGGAAGCAUUGCUAGCUAUGAUAACAUUGUGAUGUGAUUACCUCAAAAAAAGCUAAAUAAAAAUAUUUACCUAUAGUUUACCUAUAGGU